This is a messenger RNA of Mesocestoides corti, 603 nucleotides long. The record is from the annotation of a GenBank genome assembly. Lineage: Eukaryota; Metazoa; Platyhelminthes; Cestoda; Cyclophyllidea; Mesocestoididae.
AUGGACAGUGUCGUCAGCAUUUUCAGUUGGGGAUCUUCCUUGUUCAUAAUUGUCACUACGGUUGUGAUUUCGAUUUCAUUCUAUCUCUUCAAAAACCUGACACGGCGUGGACACCGUCAGGCUCCAAAAAGUAGUCAAAAGAAGAAUAAAGAUAAAAAGGAUGAAAGGAAGUCGGACAAGCAGUCUUAUAAAUCCGAUAAAGUGGCUUCUGAUGCUGCGCAGGCAGUCUCUGCUGUGAAAAAAGAUAAUUCACCAAAAAAACGAAAGGAGCCAAUUACUAUGACAGUUGAAGAUGACUGGGUGGCCGUUAAGCCUGGUAAAUCUCAAUCAAGCCAAUCGGUCACAUCCGCCUCAACUGAAACAGCCCAGAAACAAAAACCAGAUGUUCACCAUAAGAAAGGUCAAAAGGAUGUAAGCAAAAAAACUGAGACAUCUCCACAAAAGAUGAAAGUGACUGCAUCUGCCGGCAAACAACCCUCGGAGGACGAUGAGAAGUCUGCAGCUGUACGCGUAACGCCACCGGUUUCAGGAAAUAUGGUAGAAGAUGAUUGGCAGGAAAUACCAUCGACAAAAAAGAAGAAAUCGCGUGCUAGGAAGGAGUAA